Molecule: messenger RNA, 1066 nt
Organism: Scomber scombrus (Atlantic mackerel)
Lineage: Eukaryota; Metazoa; Chordata; Actinopteri; Scombriformes; Scombridae
Exons: 7
Coding region: 227-865 (212 amino acids)
Source: RefSeq, a predicted model, not a curated record
AAGCACUAGUGAAAGUGAAACUGCGCCUUUGACCUGUGGAAAAGCUAGUCUGCUGAUGAACUUGGCGUGUUGAAUUUUGACUGGAUCAACCCCACGUGUCCUUUUCACUUCUUACACACCACUGGUGGAGUUAUUAGCGUUUCUGUCUGCUGACGAACUUGGUGUGUUGAACUUUGACUGGGUUCACUGUAGAAAGAGUUCCCUUUAAUCUGCAGAUUUCCUCAUCAUGAUGAAGCUGAUCCUGUCUCUCACUCUCAUCUGGACUCUCUCCAGCACAGCUGAAGCUCUUCAGUGUUGGCAGGGUUUAGGAGAUGAAACACUGACGUUACGUCCAUGUGCUUCUACUCAGCUGUGUGCAACUAUUGUUGAACAAGUAAUUAGGAAUGGGAAUCUCAUAAACACCACUAGGUGGUCCUGUUUGCCAUCCUCUGAUUUCAGUGAAGGAAACCACACAUUUUCACUCAAUGUUGGUUUUCGGGCCAUGUCUACAUCACUUCAUGUGUGUAACACAGAUGGCUGCAACAAACAAGCCAUACCGUACCCUGAUAUUCAAAAAAACAACCUGCAGUGUCUCACCUGCGAUGAUCGAUCUUCCCCUGUGUGUAACAAGACAGUACAGUGUGUGGGAGUGCAGGACCGCUGCAUUAAUGGGACAAUGGAAGAUCGUGGGAACACAGCAUUUAAUACCUUGGGAUGUGUCUCUUCAAACCUCUGUGAAGAUGUUUCUAAGUUGGAGUUCUUCCUGUCUGCUAAAUUCCUUCAACCACCAAAAUGUUGUGAAGGCAGCAUCUGUAGCUCAGCCUGGUCUGUCAGACUGAAUGUGAUGACUUUGCUGUUUGGACUCAUUACCCUUAUCUUCUACUAGAACAAAGAGAAACAAAUUAAAUAGCAUGUGUGUGUGAAUAAGGCAAAUACAUCUAUUAUCUUCUCAUUCAUUUACACAGUGAGAUGUCUUCAACAGUUUAAAUGUUUUAGCUUGGUAAAUACUUAUUUUAAUCAUAACUGCAAAAUCCAAUGAGUAAGUAACAAGCACCUAUGUAUCUAAUUAGUGAAGACUCCUUCAGUA